AUGGCGGAAACAUUGGAAUAUGAUAUUUCAGCGGAAGUGCGGGGAGUGAUGACACCUGGCCGUUUGAAAUUGUCCGAACAGAAUAUUGUCUACAAAAAUAGUAAAACUGGCAAAGUGGACACCAUACCAGCCGAUGAUAUCGAUUUGAUAAAUUCUCAGAAAUUUGUCGGUAACUGGGGCAUUCGGGUGUUUACCAAAUCUGGAAAUCUCUAUCGUUUUGUUGGCUUCAAGGACAGUGAAAAUGAAAAACUGGCGAAAUUUGUUAAAAAGGUCUAUCAUCAGGAUAUGGUGGAGAAGGAAAUGUGCGUUAAAGGUUGGAAUUGGGGUACAGCAAAUUUUAAGGGUUCUGUACUCAGUUUUGAUAAAGACAGUAAAAUGAUAUUCGAAAUACCGCUGUCUCAUGUCUCGCAGUGUACAACGGGUAAGAAUGAGGUUACCAUUGAAUUUCAUCAGAACGAUGAUGCCCCGGUGGGCUUAAUGGAAAUGCGUUUCCACAUACCCGCCGUGGAAUCGGCUGAAGAAGACCCCGUCGAAACGUUCCAGACAAAUGUUAUGAGCAAGGCUUCGGUUAUAUCGGCAUCUGGUGACGCCAUUGCCAUCUUUAGGGAAAUUCAUUGUCUCACACCCAGAGGUCGUUAUGACAUCAAAGUAUUUUCAACAUUCUUUCAACUUCAUGGUAAAACAUUUGAUUAUAAAAUUCCCAUGGAUUCUGUGCUGAGGCUGUUCUUGUUGCCACACAAGGAUAAUCGUCAAAUGUUCUUUGUUUUGUCGCUGGAUCCUCCAAUUAAACAGGGUCAAACACGUUAUCAUUAUUUGGUGUUACUUUUUAGUCCCGAAGAUGAGACUUCAAUUGAGCUGCCCUUCACCGAAGAGGAGCUGAAAGAGAAAUACGAGGGCAAACUUGAAAAAGAAAUCUCCGGCCCCUUGUAUGAGGUUAUGGGUAAGGUAAUGAAAGUAUUGAUAGGACGUAAAAUAACAGGACCUGGUAAUUUUGUGGGCCACUCCGGCACAGCUGCUGUUGGUUGUUCAUUCAAAGCUGCCGCAGGUUAUCUUUAUCCUUUGGAACGUGGCUUCAUCUACAUACAUAAACCCCCCGUACACAUACGUUUCGAGGAAAUUGCCACUGUUAACUUUGCCCGUAGCGGUGGUUCAACACGUAGUUUUGAUUUUGAGGUUACACUCAAAAACGGUACUGUACACACAUUCUCUUCCAUCGAAAAGGAAGAAUAUUCCAAGCUUUUCGAUUUCAUUAAUCAAAAGAAACUGAACAUUAGUAAUGUGGGCAAAGAUAAGGGUGGCUACAAAGAUGUUGACUUCGGUGAUUCGGAUAAUGAAAAUGAACCCGAUGCCUAUUUGGCCCGCGUUAAGGCUGAAGCCAGAGAAAAGGAUUCAGAUGAUGAUGAAGAUGGCUCUGAAGAAGAAUCUACAGAUGAAGAUUUCAAACCAAAUGAAAAUGAAUCUGAUGUUGCGGAAGAAUAUGAUUCGAAUGUGGCCAGUGAUUCAGAGGAUUCGGAUGCAAGUGGUGGUGGUGGCGGUGGAGGUAGCGGCGAUGAAGGUGGUGCCGAGAAGAAGGAAAAGAAGAAACCGAAAAAGGAAAAGAAAGAGAAAAAGGAGAAACCGGAAAAGAAAGAGAAGACGAAAAAAGCCUCCAAAAAGAAGGAUGCCAACAAGCCCAAACGUGCCACUACCGCCUUUAUGCUGUGGCUCAACGAUACCCGUGAACAAAUUAAAAACGAUAAUCCAGGUAUUAAGGUUACGGAAAUUGCCAAAAAGGCCGGUGAACUGUGGAAGGAACUUAAAGAUAAAUCAAAGUGGGAAGAAUUGGCUGCCAAGGAUAAACAACGGUAUAUUGAUGAAAUGAAAGAUUAUAAACCGGCUGCCGAUGAUAGUGAUGAUGAAGGUGGUGCUGCCAAGGGAAAGGCAACCAAAAAACGUAAGAAGGAAAAUGCAUCACCCAAGAAAUCGGCAAAUACCUCAGGAUCAUUUAAAUCCAAAGAAUAUAUAUCCGAUGAUGAUAGUUCAUCGGAUGAGGGUGAUAAGAAGAAGUCGGAUUCAGAGCCAGAAAAUAAGAAGAGUAAAAAGGCCGACAAAGACAAGGGUGAUAAAGACAAAAAAUCAAAAGAUUCCAAAAAGAAGGCGGAAAGUGAAGAAGAUGAAGAGGAGGAGGAAGCCUCUGCCUCCGAAGAGGAAGAAGAAGAAUCUGAGGAGGAAGGCGAUGAAAGCGAUUAAGGCUUUUAGUAAUUUUCCAAUGCAAA
Molecule: messenger RNA, 2255 nt
Organism: Musca vetustissima
Lineage: Eukaryota; Metazoa; Arthropoda; Insecta; Diptera; Muscidae
Product: FACT complex subunit Ssrp1-like
Exons: 5
Coding region: 1-2229 (742 amino acids)
Cellular component (GO): nucleus; FACT complex
Molecular function (GO): DNA binding; histone binding; nucleosome binding
Source: RefSeq, a predicted model, not a curated record